Molecule: messenger RNA, 1344 nt
Organism: Amorphotheca resinae ATCC 22711
Lineage: Eukaryota; Fungi; Ascomycota; Leotiomycetes; Helotiales; Amorphothecaceae
Product: glycosyltransferase family 76 protein
Exons: 3
Coding region: 1-1344 (447 amino acids)
Biological process (GO): GPI anchor biosynthetic process
Cellular component (GO): endoplasmic reticulum membrane; mannosyltransferase complex
Molecular function (GO): GPI mannosyltransferase activity; alpha-1,6-mannosyltransferase activity
Source: RefSeq, a predicted model, not a curated record
AUGCCGUCCAAAGCCGGCUUCCUCGAACAUCCCAUUCGGUCCCUCAUAACCUGCUUUGUUUCCUGGAAAACUCUGCUGCUUCUAAUCGCCACUUGCAGUCCAGGCCAAGGUUAUGACACCUCCACCAGUCUCCUCCUUUCAAGCCACGACCCCACCGGCGCUCCGCCUCUGCCAGUAGCCCUUCACUACUUGGUCAGCAAGCUAACAAGAUGGGAUGCCAUCUAUUAUGUCCGGGUUGCAAAUCGAGGCUAUUUGUUUGAGCAGGAGUGGGCCUUUGGCUGGGGUUUCACCAGCUUAAUAAACCUCUGCACUGCAAUUCUCCUGAAAGCGGGAAUCCCUCAUUAUCAUGGAUUGGAGGGCCUGGUGGCAGUGUGCAUUGCCCACACAGCACAUCUUCUCUCGGUGCUUGUCUUGUUCAAACUCACUGCAGCUGUUUUCCCCAGCUCAUCAUCUACCCCAGGACUGGCGCUGACAGCGUCCCUUCUGCAUAUCAUAUCUCCCGCUGGCCUCUUUCUUUCAUCUCCUUUUGCGGAGAGCUCGUGUGCUCUCCUUAGCUUCUUAGGUUGCUAUCUUUUUACGAAGAGCGUAAGGUCUGGGGGACAGCCCACCAUUGGUCACGACCUGCUUGUCUUCGCCUCCGGUGUAGUGUUCGGUCUUGCCACGACACUUCGAAGUAACGGGAUUUUCAAUGGCCUUCUAUUACUCGAGGAGGCCUUACGGAACCUGUUCUACUUUAGGAGUGGUCCUCCUUUAGUGAAAAUCCGUCGCCUUGUUGCCACAGGGUUGGGCGGAUUGUGUGUUGGAGCUGGCUUUCUGUUACCACAGUACAUCGCUUAUAGUGAGUAUUGCACCCAGACUAGCGUCCAGUCGAGACCGUGGUGUGAAAAAACUUUGCCAAGCAUUUAUACGUUUGUUCAAGAGCAUUAUUGGAACGUUGGUCCGUUUCGCUAUUGGACCCUGUCAAAUGUGCCACUAUUCCUUCUCGCCACUCCAAUGCUUCUGAUCAUGACGAUUUCGGGAGUCUGGGCUCUAAGCUAUGAGAGUGCUAUUACACCUGGGAGUCUCAGGGCCAAGAAAGCCCCCUCGGCAGGGCCUGAAGCUGAAGCAUUCCCCGUGCUUCGCAACCUAGCCGUCACGCAAAUUCUGUUGACUCUACUUACCUUUACUACCGCUCAUGUGCAAAUCAUUACAAGGAUCUCCUCCGCAUAUCCAAUUUGGAUGUGGUUCCUUGCUAUGUCAUUCAGAAAGGGGAAUUCUUCAUACGCGAAUUCUGCGGUGAGAAUUAUCGUCAUGUAUGGCAUCAUCCAAGCAGGGCUUCUUGCUUCGUUUCUUCCGCCGGCAUGA